Molecule: messenger RNA, 2259 nt
Organism: Ambispora leptoticha
Lineage: Eukaryota; Fungi; Glomeromycota; Glomeromycetes; Archaeosporales; Ambisporaceae
Source: the annotation of a GenBank genome assembly
AUGACCGUCUCACCAGGGACUUUAAUCUUAAUAUAUUGCUUGGGCGGAAUUACCUUCUUGCCAUUAUUAAUCCUAUCAAUAUUUCUCAGCGUCUAUCUUCAAUAUCGUUUUUUGCCUGAUAAGUCACGCCUAAUAAAGUUCGAUGUGACAUCACCGGAAGAGAUACAAGAUCAGAGUAAUUACGUUAAUGAUCAGGCGCAUACACGAAGCAAAGAUGAGGAUAAUGCUAAUUUGAAUAAGGUUGGUUGGUUGCGCGUAACAAGAGAAUUUCAGAGCAACGGGGGAGCGACGAAUAAUGGAUCGUCUUUUGGUAAUAUGAUGAAACAAGGAAUCUACUCAUUUAUGGAGAAACAUGGACCCCCAAAACGACCAAAGGACGCUUAUUUUGCUGUAUUAAAAUAUAACACACUCUUUAUGUACGAAAGCGAAGAUCAAACAGAAUGCAAGGGGAUAAUUAUCGUUUCACAUCAUGACGUUUCAAUAUAUCCUGAACUUUUACCGGACAAUGAAAUCUAUUUGAAAUCGAGUUCAAUUCGUCUGACGAAAAAACAAUCGAUAUGCGCCGAUAUGGAAAAAGAUAUCGACAAUCGGGACUAUUAUCUAUUCUGUGAUGUCGCUGUCGAUAAAGAAGACUGGUAUUUUGCAUUGCAAAAAUCAUCGAAAUUGAAAUCAAAUUCACCAGGACCACAACCACAAGUUGUUCGAGAUAAGGCUCAAUUUGAUCAAGCGGCCAUGAGCGAUUUAUUAAAGACCAUUCAUUCAGAUGACGAACACUACAAAACUCAAUGGCUUAAUGCUAUUCUUGGUCGAAUUUUCUUGGGAAUUUACAAGACGCAGACAAUCCAAGAUUACUUUGUGAAAAAGUUGGUAAAAAAGAUAAAGAAGGUGAAAAAACCAAGUUUCUUGGGUGAUAUUCACAUUAAGUCGGUACAUGUCGGAAGUGGUGUCCCGCUCAUUACUAACCCCAAAUUAGGAGAGCUGGCACCAAAUGGAGAUCUAAGCGUUGACAUAAAUCUUGAUUACACUGGAGGUUUCCGAGUUGAAAUCGAAACAGAAGCAACCGUAUCGUUCUCAAGAUUCAAGACGAUAAAAGUGCCAUUAGUGCUCGCAGUAGUUUUAAGAAGGCUUCAAGGUAAAUUAUUGCUACGCAUUAAGGCGCCACCUUCAAAUAGGAUUUGGAUGGGUUUCCAUGAGAUGCCAAAGCUGGACUUGCUGAUUGAACCUGUCGUUUCUACAACACAAUUGAAAUUUUCGAUGGUCAUCAAAGCCAUCGAAUCUAAAAUUCAAGAAAUGAUUAUGGAAUCAUUAGUUUUACCAAAUAUGGAUGAUACUCCUUUCUUUAUGAGUUCUGGCAUGGGUGGAAUUUACGGAGGAGAUCAUGACUCGAGCACUAGUACUGAAUCAAUGGGGGAAAAAGUAGAUAAAAAUCAACCAACAAAGCCACCUGGCGAUAUAUGUCAGACAGAUUCCGUAAAACAACCAUCCUCGAAAACCGAAUCUUUAGAUGUAUCAACAACUCCGGUAUCUUUGAAAAACAAAUUAAAAUCUAAGACAAUGUUACCUGAAUUAGAAACUACGAACAAUCAAUCAUCUAAACCUCCAUCAAUAUUAACUAAGGGACUUCCAUCAUUCAAAGAGAGUAACGAUGAUGCAAGCUCGGUGAAAAGUGCUCCAGGUGCCUUGGAUACUAUUAAUGCUUUAGAUCCUUCAAAUGAUCCUUAUUUGGUAGAUUCUCCAUCUUCAGCUCCUUCAAAAUUUGAAAGAUGGUCACGAUCCAUGUCCAUUCGUCGAAGAUCUUCGCGAAUGGGCAUCGCCGGUAUCCUGGCAAAUGAUGAGAAAUCCGAAGAAGUAUCUAAAUCAUCUCCAAUUCCAAUAGUGACAAUAAGUGCGACACAGCCGAGGAACAAAGCUUCAGCUGUAUCUUCCGAAAAUUCAUCACCUUCGGGUUCUCCUUUGGGUUCUCCAUCAGGGUCACUUGCUGGUUCACCUUCGAGCACACCCCAAAGAAAUUCUCCUUCACCAACAUUACCUCCUUCACCUCCAAAAUCACCCCGCUCUGCACCUACUCAAUUAUUAUUUACAGCUUAUCCAUCAAAGAAAUCCGAAUACGCAUCAUCUUGUAAAUCAUUACCGAUUAUUCGAGAUAGUAGUGACGAGAAUGAGGACAUUUUUUUUAGUGGGCAAGAUGUACCAUUAUUUCCUGAAAGAAAACCAAUAUUAGAUCCCCCAGUUGAAGAGUUGAAUAUGGUUCUAGGAUAA